Molecule: messenger RNA, 4681 nt
Organism: Gymnogyps californianus (California condor)
Lineage: Eukaryota; Metazoa; Chordata; Aves; Accipitriformes; Cathartidae
Gene: TRPM3
Product: transient receptor potential cation channel subfamily M member 3
Exons: 23
Coding region: 20-4681 (1553 amino acids)
Biological process (GO): protein tetramerization; monoatomic cation transmembrane transport
Cellular component (GO): membrane
Molecular function (GO): monoatomic cation channel activity
Source: RefSeq, a predicted model, not a curated record
AGGCCACUCCAAUAAAGCCAUGUAUGUACGUGUGUCUUUUGACACAAAGCCUGACCUUCUUCUGCAUCUGAUGACUAAAGAGUGGCAGCUUGAGCUCCCUAAACUUCUCAUCUCUGUGCAUGGGGGCCUUCAGAAUUUUGAGCUUCAGCCAAAACUCAAGCAAGUCUUUGGAAAAGGUCUCAUUAAGGCUGCUAUGACAACUGGAGCGUGGAUAUUCACUGGAGGAGUAAACACAGGAGUUAUUCGGCAUGUUGGAGAUGCACUGAAAGAUCAUGCCUCAAAAUCUCGGGGGAAGAUCUGCACCAUCGGUAUAGCUCCCUGGGGGAUUGUGGAAAAUCAAGAGGAUCUGAUUGGCAAAGAUGUGGUCCGACCAUACCAGACAAUGUCCAAUCCCAUGAGUAAGUUGACUGUGCUCAACAGUAUGCAUUCUCAUUUUAUUUUGGCUGACAAUGGCACUACUGGCAAAUAUGGAGCAGAGGUGAAGCUUCGUAGACAGCUGGAAAAGCACAUUUCACUUCAGAAGAUAAAUACAAGAUGCCUUAGCAGCUUUUCUCUGGAUGCUCGAAUUGGUCAGGGUGUUCCAGUGGUGGCCCUUAUUGUGGAAGGAGGUCCCAAUGUUAUCUCCAUUGUUCUGGAGUACCUGCGAGACACUCCUCCUGUUCCCGUUGUGAUAUGCGAUGGCAGUGGCCGAGCAUCUGACAUCCUUGCCUUUGGUCACAAAUACUCUGAAGAAGGAGGACUUAUCAACGAGUCUUUGAGGGACCAGUUGCUAGUCACCAUACAGAAGACUUUCACAUACACCCGAACCCAGGCACAGCACCUCUUCAUUAUCCUCAUGGAGUGCAUGAAGAAGAAGGAGCUGAUCACAGUAUUUCGCAUGGGAUCAGAAGGACACCAGGAUAUUGAUUUAGCUAUCCUGACAGCAUUACUAAAAGGAGCUAACGCAUCUGCUCCCGACCAGCUGAGCCUAGCAUUAGCCUGGAACAGAGUAGACAUCGCCCGCAGUCAGAUCUUUAUUUAUGGGCAACAGUGGCCGGUGGGCUCCCUUGAGCAAGCAAUGCUGGAUGCACUGGUGUUGGACAGAGUGGAUUUUGUGAAAUUACUCAUAGAAAAUGGAGUAAGCAUGCAUCGUUUUCUCACCAUCUCCCGGCUAGAGGAAUUGUACAAUACGAGACAUGGGCCAUCCAACACUCUGUAUCAUCUAGUCAGGGAUGUCAAAAAGGGAAACUUACCUCCUGAUUAUCGGAUAAGUCUGAUUGAUAUUGGUUUGGUGAUAGAGUACCUGAUGGGAGGAGCAUAUCGCUGCAAUUACACCCGAAAGCGGUUCAGAACGCUGUACCACAAUUUAUUUGGGCCCAAGAGGGACGAUGUCCCUUUGCGGCGAGGGAGGAAAACAACAAAAAAAAAAGAAGAAGAAGUUGAUAUUGAUUUGGAUGACCCGGAGAUCAAUCAUUUCCCCUUCCCAUUCCACGAGCUGAUGGUGUGGGCUGUGCUGAUGAAGCGUCAGAAGAUGGCCCUCUUCUUUUGGCAGCAUGGGGAAGAGGCUAUGGCAAAAGCACUGGUGGCAUGUAAACUCUGCAAAGCCAUGGCCCACGAAGCGUCAGAAAACGACAUGGUGGAUGACAUAUCCCAAGAGCUGAACCAUAAUUCCAGGGACUUCGGCCAGUUGGCGGUGGAGCUGUUGGACCAGUCAUACAAGCAGGAUGAGCAACUGGCAAUGAAACUGCUGACCUACGAGCUGAAGAACUGGAGCAACGCCACAUGCCUGCAGCUCGCAGUGGCAGCCAAGCACAGGGACUUCAUUGCUCACACUUGCAGCCAAAUGCUGCUCACAGAUAUGUGGAUGGGUCGUCUCCGGAUGCGCAAAAAUUCUGGCCUAAAGGUAAUUCUAGGAAUUCUACUUCCUCCUUCAAUCCUCAGCUUGGAGUUCAAGAACAAAGAUGAUAUGCCUUACAUGUCCCAGGCCAACGAGAUCCAUCUUCAAGAGAAGGAGCCAGAGGAACCAGAGAAGCCAGUGAAGGAAAAAGAGGAGGAGGACAUGGAACUCACCGCAAUGCUGGGACGAGGGAAUGGAGAAUCCUCAAGAAAGAAGGAGGAAGAGGAAGUUCAGAGCAGGCACAGACUGAUCCCUGUUGGAAGAAAGAUUUAUGAGUUCUACAAUGCUCCCAUCGUUAAAUUUUGGUUUUACACACUGGCAUAUAUAGGCUACUUGAUGCUGUUCAAUUAUAUAGUGUUAGUGAAGAUGGAUCGCUGGCCAUCUACACAGGAAUGGAUUGUCAUCUCGUACAUUUUCACUCUGGGAAUAGAGAAGAUGAGAGAGAUAUUGAUGUCAGAGCCUGGGAAACUGUUACAGAAAGUAAAAGUUUGGCUCCAGGAGUACUGGAAUGUUACUGAUCUCAUAGCUAUCCUCCUGUUCUCCGUCGGGAUGGUGCUCCGUCUGCAAGAUCUGCCACUCCGGAGCGAUGGCCGAGUGAUAUACUGUGUUAACAUCAUUUACUGGUAUAUACGGUUAUUAGACAUCUUCGGAGUAAACAAGUAUUUGGGACCAUAUGUUAUGAUGAUUGGGAAAAUGAUGAUAGACAUGAUGUACUUUGUCAUCAUCAUGUUGGUGGUUCUGAUGAGCUUUGGUGUCGCAAGACAGGCUAUUCUCUUCCCCAAUGAGGAGCCUUCAUGGAAGCUGGCGAAAAACAUUUUUUACAUGCCUUAUUGGAUGAUCUAUGGGGAAGUGUUUGCAGACCAGAUAGACCCUCCUUGUGGUCAAAAUGAAACCAGAGAAGAUGGCAAAAUAAUCCAGCUACCUCCCUGCAAGACAGGAGCAUGGAUCGUUCCUGCCAUCAUGGCCUGUUACCUCCUGGUUGCAAACAUCCUUUUGGUGAACCUGCUCAUUGCUGUUUUCAACAAUACAUUUUUUGAAGUCAAAUCCAUAUCCAACCAAGUAUGGAAGUUUCAAAGAUAUCAGCUAAUCAUGACAUUUCAUGAAAGACCUGUUCUCCCACCGCCUCUGAUCAUUUUCAGCCAUAUGACUAUGAUAUUCCAACACCUCUGCUGCAGAUGGCGGAAGCAUGAAAGCGACCCAGAUGAGAGAGACUAUGGAUUAAAACUUUUCAUAACUGAGGAUGAAUUGAAAAAAGUCCAUGAUUUUGAAGAGCAGUGCAUAGAAGAAUAUUUUAGAGAAAAGGAUGACAGAUUCAAUUCCUCCAAUGAUGAAAGAAUCCGUGUCACUUCAGAAAGGGUAGAGAACAUGGCCAUGCGACUGGAAGAAGUAAAUGAGCGAGAGCACUGCAUGAAGGCCUCUCUGCAGACUGUUGACAUCAGGCUUGCUCAGCUGGAAGAUAUGAUGGGACGAAUGGUGACCGCCUUAGAAAAACUGACUGGCAUAGAGAGAAGUGAGACGACCAAGAUACGAUCCAGGACCUCAUCCGACUGUACUGAUGCAGCCUACAUUGUGAGGCAGAGUAGUUUCAAUAGCCAGGAAGGAAAUACUUACAAGCUUCAAGAGAGCAUAGAUCCCACAGGAGAGGAGUCUAUGUCUCCAACGUCUCCUACGAUCACGCACCGCAUGCGAAGCCACUCUUUCUAUGCAACAAAUAUGAAGGACAAGUGUGGGUUUGAAAAGUUUGAAAGCAUUUUUAAGGAAAGAUCUCCAAGCCUGCAUCGGGCUAUCAGUUCCCACUCAAUAGCAAAAGAAGGAAAGGUUCCCUUAGCCCCUAUCAGUACUUUGUCGAUUGCCCCAGACUCCAGAAGGCCUUCAUCUUGUAUAGACAUCUACGUUUCUGCCAUGGAUGAGAUGCAUUCUGACACAGAGCCUCUCGACAGCUCCAUAAAUAUUCUUGGUACCGGAGAUGCAGCUCUGCAGGCUCACAUAGCCUCUUCCAUUUUAGCUAACAGUGCGUACAUUAGCAGUACACCUGGUGAAAAAAUUUCUGGCAGGAGUCUUGAUUACGAGGAAACCUCUGGAAUAGAAACAAGAGCAUUUUCUUCAGACUAUUCGCAAAUCACAGAUUGCCAAAUGCCCUGGGAUUCAGACCCUCCCUUGUAUCACACUUUAGAGCGAUCUAAAAGCAGUCGUUAUCUGGCUACAACUCCAUUUAUUCUGGAGGAAACACCAAUUGUGAAAUCUCACAGUUUUAUGUUCUCUCCAUCUCGAAGCUACUUCAGCAGCGUUGGCGUCCCCGUCAAAACAGCAGAGUACACAAGUAUUACGGACUGCAUAGACACGAGGUGUGUGAGCGCUCCCCAGGCCAUCGCAGAGAGGGCCAGUUUCCCUGGAAGUCUCGGGGGCAAAGUGGAGGACUUAGGAUGCUGCCACCCAGAGAGAGAAGCUGAACUAAGCCACCCAAGCUCUGAUCACGAGGAUAUUGAGGCCAAAGACAAGAAGGGGAUCCCCUUAUCUCCUCAAGAUGGCAAUGCUACAAGAACUCUGGCCAACAGCAUCCCACUUCCAAAAAUAGAGCGGGCCAACAGCUACUCUGCAGAGGAAUCCAACAUGUUGUAUGCACAGCACACGCGGAAGAGCUACUCUAUCAGUGACAAACUUGACAGACAGCGAAACGCAACAGGCCUGCGAAACCCUUUCCAGAGGAGUAAGUCCUCGAGACCAGAGAGCAGAGGGGACAACCUGUCCAUGAGGAGACUGUCAAGAACGGGAGCCUUCCGCAGCUUUGAAAGCAAGCACAGCUAG